CUAUUUUCUCCAAAGUUCUGGCAUCAGUUUAGAAGCCAUCAUCAAACUACAAUCAUAGAACACAGACUUUCCAGUUGGCAGGCAGCAAGCGAAAUGACUUGGGAUCACAGAAAUGAAGAGAAACUUGUCGUGCCAGCGCGUCAGGUUGACCCUCAGAAGCUAUCCGUGCUGCUGAAGCAGAAGUUUGGGGAAAUGGGUCUCAGCUAUCGAGUAGAGAUGAGGCACAACAGCUAUCGGAUCUACGCUCAAAGGCCAUUGUCGCCUGGUGAAUUGACGAAUUGCUUCUACAGCAGAUGUCGAUAGCACCGCUUUUACUCGACGAGGCUCACAUGCGUUGAGCCGAGAAGACGUCGGGAAUAUAGGACUUCUUCCUUCUGGCUUGCUGCUUUUGGUGAAGCAGAUAAGAUUAGAUUUCAAUUUCAUCGCGAUUGGGCGGGUGCUUGUGGGUUGGCGGUUAGUCUUUGAAGGACCACAGAAAUUCGCCGAGUGCAUUACAAUGAUCAGUGGAUUCGAGAAUGCUUCUUAGGAUUGUAGAGGGCAAAUGCUGGUGGAAUCACGGCAACUCAAGAUGUGACAGGUAUUAGCAUAGGAAGGUUUCUAUA
Colletotrichum destructivum is the source of this 602-nucleotide messenger RNA. RefSeq lists its product as uncharacterized. The coding region runs from base 94 to 303 and encodes 69 amino acids. The record is from RefSeq and is a predicted model, not a curated record. Lineage: Eukaryota; Fungi; Ascomycota; Sordariomycetes; Glomerellales; Glomerellaceae. The transcript is spliced from 4 exons.